This is a messenger RNA of Juglans regia (Persian walnut), 2306 nucleotides long. RefSeq lists its product as uncharacterized. Lineage: Eukaryota; Viridiplantae; Streptophyta; Magnoliopsida; Fagales; Juglandaceae. The record is from RefSeq and is a predicted model, not a curated record. The coding region runs from base 711 to 2051 and encodes 446 amino acids. The transcript has a single exon.
UUUCUCUAGAAGAUAGACAGAAAAGAGAGCGUGUGGGAUCAGGUGGUGAAUUGGUCUUUCUUCUUCGUCGCUCUCGUUCUUUGACUUCGGAAUCCCAUUUCACUUUCCUCCUUUUCUAUAAGCGAGUUUUUCUUCCACGGACGGCUUCCCAAUUUUCCUUCUUUUGUUAUCAUUUCACGAGGGGGGGGGGGGAUCUUGGAAAUUCCAAAGUUCUCCGAAGCCCACUUCUGCUUCGGCUUUUGUCUUCUUCUUCCGACAAUUCUUUCGAAUCCUGAACGAGCAUUUUCUGAGGAUCAUCACCAUUUGAAUUUAUUUUCUUCCAUUGAAGAUCCAUUAGUGCCAGUUUAGUUAAAGCCAAAUUCUGAAACUGGGUCUUUGACGGUUUCGAAUUUCGCUGUUGCAAAUUUGUAGUUUUCUGAGCUUACGCGCUUUAAUGGUUAUCACUGAAGAACAAGAAGGUAAGCAUUUUUGUUCAUCAUCAUCCUUAAUAAAAGUUCUAUAAAUAUUGUAUUUUUUUAAAGAGCCUCAUUUCCUGGAAGUUGUGCUUUAUUUAAUCGAAUCUCCACCAGUAACCCAACUCAUCCAGCUCAUUCCCACGGGAAUGUUCUUUUCAAUCUAAUCCUAAUUCCAAUUAUCAUAUUUUUCAUUCACACCUUUUACUUUUGUUUCGUUUCCAAUCCAAUCUUGAUUGUGUUUGUGGGGGGGGGUUAAUGGGUUGCGCAAGUUCGAAGCAAAAGCGAUGCCGGCACUGCCAGAGCCCCUAUUCCCCUGCCCCCAGAAGCUACUCUAUGCACAUCCACCACCCACCAGAGAGCCAAGGCGAUAGCUACCAUGUUGUCGCUCUCACCUCCUCCACACUGGGUUCAAUCAAGCUCGAGCCUUCCACCCAAAUCAACCAUUUCAACAAGAAGAUCAUCGAUGUCGACGAUGAUCUCACUAACGGCGAUGGCAAUUACAUUGGCUAUGUCGAGGACAACCGGAAGAAGAGCAAGGAAUUUGCAUUAGGCCUAAUCGAGGCCAAAACAUGGUCAAACAUGAUCGAAGAGAAAAUCCCAAAAGCUGUUCCCAGGACGCCGAUUAGAACGCCACCAGGAGAGCCCGAGACCAUCAAUAUAUGGGAAUUAAUGGAAGGCCUUGAAGACGUUAGUCCUCUGCGGUCCCCUAAUCACUUCAGGAGCUUUUCUUUUGAUGUUGUUCGCAGUCCAAAUCCUAUUCCGGUUGAUAUUGCUUUUGAUCGUCCAAAGUCAAGAUUUCAAGGAAACGGCACGCACUCGCCGAAGCCUAUGUGGCUUCAUGUGGGGGAAGAUGAUGCGGAUUCCGUGGAUAUGAUUUCCCAAUUCGAUCCCCAAGUCAUUUCUACGUUCAGGAAAUCGCUCCAAGAGCUGCCACCUGAUAACCCAUUUCACCUUCGGUCACUGGACAAUGAUAAACACCAAGAGCAACAAUCGGCUACAGAAGCCAGCAAUGACUUGCCAUUGGAUGUCGACAGUGAAAAGAAGGUAAAUGGUACUGUUGUGAGUGAUUACAAAUGCGGGAAGGACCAAGUGGUGGUGUACUUCACAAGCCUGCGAGGGGUGCGGAAGACGUAUGAGGAUUGUUGCCAUGUGAGGGUGAUCAUAAAAGGCCUUGGCAUCCGAGUUGAUGAGCGGGACAUGUCGAUGCAUUCGGGGUUCAAGGAGGAGCUCAAAGAGCUAUUGGGAGAUGAGUUUAAUGGGGGAGGCUUGCCGAGGGUGUUUGUAGGGAAAAAGUACAUAGGCGGGGCUGAGGAAAUCCGGCGAUUACACGAGGAUGGUCAGCUCGAGAAGGUGGUAGAGUGUUGCGAAAGAGUGGAUGAUGGUGGUGGAGUUGGGGGUCAUGGUCUAGCUUGUGAGGCUUGUGGGGAUAUAAGGUUUGUGCCUUGUGAGACAUGUUCAGGAAGCUGUAAAAUUUACUAUGAACGCGAUGAAGAAGAGGAAGAAGAAUGUGAUGAUGAGGAGGGUGAGUAUGGGUUCCAACGUUGCCCUGAUUGCAAUGAAAACGGGCUUAUACGCUGCCCCAUAUGUUGCUAUUAGUUUUCAGGUUGCACCGACAAUGUACUUUUCCCAUUUUUGUGUCCAUUUCUUUUCGCUUUUUGGUUCCCUAAUUUAAUUUUCCCUUUGUGAGAGUUGUUUGUUGUACAGUGGAGUAUUAUUUGGUAUGCUUGGUUGGAGAUUAAUGAGAAAAAAAAAACUGUAAUAGGAGAGGGUGAAUAAUGUGUUCUAAGCAGAUUUCCUCAACCUCAAAAGAAUGCUAUAAGGGCUUUAUACGAAUAAAUUUUGAUUUCAGAA